This is a messenger RNA of Fomitopsis serialis, 1737 nucleotides long. RefSeq lists its product as uncharacterized. The transcript is spliced from 2 exons. NCBI's taxonomy places the organism in Eukaryota, Fungi, Basidiomycota, Agaricomycetes, Polyporales, Fomitopsidaceae. Bases 313 to 1497 code for a protein of 394 amino acids. The record is from RefSeq and is a predicted model, not a curated record.
UCGACGACCCUAUGUCCUCGCCCGCGCUCUCCUCACCCGUCUCUUCCUCUCUAGACGAGCACGGUUUCGUCUUCCCGCACCAACGCCGACAGCCACGCUCUAACCCCUCCUACCCUGCUUCCCCUGUCCCUUCGAGCCAGCAUAACGUCCCGCUCAGUCUCACGUCCUCCUAUUCUUCCGUCGAGUCACUGCAUAGAGCCUCCGGGCGCCUGCUCACACUGCACCUAGAGAAGGCAGAGUCGGUCAUCUGGCCGUCGCUCGUCGUUGGCCAGUUCCCGAGAGUCUGUCCCCGUCGGUAAUCAACUCGUAUCCAUGGGCUCUUCUUCGGCGUUGACGGCGGAGUCGACGUACAAUAUGGACCCGACGAGCCUCGUCCUGAUCGCUCUGGACCUGUACGACAUCCGCGGGUCCCACGAAGAGGCGUUCGAAUACUUCAUGCGUGCUUGGCACCAAGCCCGUGUGCCCUCUGCCACGAUCCGCUUAGCGACGCACUAUCUCCCUGUUCAAUGUAGCAUCUCAGAUUCGGUGUCCGACACAACAGCAUCCACUGAGUCUGUUGACUCUGCAUCAGUUGAUACCGAGCCAACCACACCUACGCCUUCGAUAAUCGAGACCUCAUACAUUUCACCACCAAGUCAGGGUACACCAGGGUACUACCUCGACCGUAUAGGCGGCGCGCCAGGCCUCGCAGAGCUCUUCCUCUCCGCCGGGAUCCUCCACCUCGAGGGUGCCGCCGCACCACUACUUUCGUCUGCCUACGCCGGGCUCUCCUCCCUGCGCACACCCCUCGUAGUCAGCGGCAGCACCGGCCGCGGGAACAGCUUCCCCGCCUCAAGCACAAGCCCCGGCGGUACCGAAGGCUGGCGGCGAGACCGCGAAUGCGCGCGGCGGUACUUCGAACGCGCAAGGGCACUCGUGCCGUCGCUCGACGUACCGUUGCUCCCGCCCCAGAGCGACUCCGACGCGGGCUCAGGCAUCGGGUCGGGCGCGGAGAACGGGGACAGGCGCAGCACAGGCUCGCGCUCGGGCCCAGCGUCGUCCAGUUCUGGGAGGCAAAGCGAGAAGGUGCGUCCGGAGGUGCCCUCGGCCGACCCGCCGCAGGCGCAGCCCAGGCGGCGGCGGAGAAAGGAGGCGUCGUCGGGCGACCUGUCCAGCUCGUUUAUGGAGAACUACCGGUCGUCGGACACGGACGCGGGCGAUGAGGAUCGGACUUGGUAUUUGUACGUCCCGGGGCUCGUGGCGCGGGCGCUGCGCUCCUGGUUGUCGGUUUCUUGUCUCUGUCGUCAUGGAGGAAAAGCCAGGGAGGCUCUGAAGAAACUGUUCAAUGCACGCUUAGACGACCAGACGAGACGAAAACGGUAUACGUUACGACUCAUUGCUUUGAUUGCUGUCAUUUUGGAUUGCUCGCACGAUGGUUUCGUUUGCCGCUGUACUGUAUUUCUACGCCGCUAUAUACACCGAACAAUAUGUCAUGCAAGAUGCAAGAUACUCAUAUGAAGGGGCCCAAGUCACGGAAAGAAUAGCUACGAGAUACUAUAUGUAAGCCAACGGCAGCGACAUUGGUAUAGACAGGCUGAGAAGCGGGCAAAACUGACAAACGAAUGUGAGAGGUAUGUGCGUACGGUAGGGUAUGUACAAGAAGUCAUAUCUUGCAGUGAAUAUCAGUAGGGCGAGUGGUAAGUUGCGAAUUGACGAUGAGCAGAUAAGUACGGAUGUGAUCUGUGAAUACAACUGGGA